AUGGCCCAGGACAAUGCAACUCAGGGAAUUUUACCAGACAUUGAAGAACGACUUGCAGCCUUUGGCUGGUACCAAGCAAGCAAUAUACCCUCAACUGAACAUCAUCGUAACGAACUUCUCCGCUCCAUAAACGUCGCUUUCGGUCUUAAUGCCGAUAGGAACUUGAUUUGGGCGAAUGACGAUUGCUACCUAUGGCUUUUUACUUGCAAUGGAUCCUUUUAUGUCACAAAUCUCGAUCACGAAUUUGUCGCUCUCGUUGCUGAUGAUUGGAGCACCACUCUGGAUAACCUCUUACAAGAAGCCCACGCUUAUGACGGACCUGUUAGAAUGACUGGAAAGGCUUACGAUCGCACGGCAGCUGACGAAUCGGACUUAUUGGAGGAAUGGUAUGAGAAAAACGCACUCGGUGGGGGCAUUUGA
This is a messenger RNA of Morchella sextelata, 420 nucleotides long. RefSeq lists its product as uncharacterized. The coding region runs from base 1 to 420 and encodes 139 amino acids. Lineage: Eukaryota; Fungi; Ascomycota; Pezizomycetes; Pezizales; Morchellaceae. The transcript has a single exon. The record is from RefSeq and is a predicted model, not a curated record.